AUGGAUUCCCAGAAGAAGGACUUUGGCCUUCCAGGCACAUGGAUCCUCCUGUACUUUGGAGUCAUGGGGCUGUGUUCUGUGCUAACUGUCUGCUGCAUGGUGUUUCUUCAUUGGAGGAAGAAGGUGCGGCGGGAGAGGCGUGCCCAGCAGUGGGCGGAGGUGAUGAAGGCUGCCAGCUUCACUUACUGUCCACACUUAUAUUGGAUGAACAAGAAGCAGCUCUGUGGUUUGAAUGCAGCUAUCAGCAUAGCCCCUCCUAAGGCCGUUACCAACUCUGAUUUUAAAGUGGAGACUCUGGAUUCAAUGUGCGAGUCAGACACCUCUGAAGGCGAGGGUUAUGCCUCCAAAGGAAGCAGCUCCCCCGCAGAGUCCCCUGUUCUGCAUCAAACUGCUCUGGUGGUCCCAGAGCAGCCCCUAUCUAUUCGGAUGCCACAGCGCUGGGUCAGAUCCCCACUCCCCAUUCCCACCUUUCAGGAGACCCAUUACCCUACGCCUCUGCAACCUAGCUCCCCAGCUGAACCACUCUGCCUCCUACCCGUUGGACAUCUGCCCUCAAAGGAACGUCCAUUUCUAUUCCCUUCCCAUGCUGGACUAUGGGGAGAACUGUUUCAAUGA
This is a messenger RNA of Sciurus carolinensis (gray squirrel), 615 nucleotides long. Its product is annotated as testis-expressed protein 38-like. Lineage: Eukaryota; Metazoa; Chordata; Mammalia; Rodentia; Sciuridae. Bases 1 to 615 code for a protein of 204 amino acids. The record is from RefSeq and is a predicted model, not a curated record. The transcript has a single exon.